Molecule: messenger RNA, 2192 nt
Organism: Microdochium trichocladiopsis
Lineage: Eukaryota; Fungi; Ascomycota; Sordariomycetes; Xylariales; Microdochiaceae
Product: fatty acid desaturase-domain-containing protein
Exons: 1
Coding region: 335-1780 (481 amino acids)
Biological process (GO): lipid metabolic process
Molecular function (GO): oxidoreductase activity
Source: RefSeq, a predicted model, not a curated record
ACAAAGAAUGCAGGUGAGGAAAGAGAAAAAAAAAAGAGAGAGAAGACGAGACACUCUCACACCCACGCACACGCACACGGCCACCUGCCAAGCCGAGCAAGCCAAACCUACGCCCCGGUCUAGCGUCCCUCUCCCGUCCAGAUCCUUAUAACCUCUACCGCCUCGACUCGAUCUCUGCUGCUUGGCCCCUCCUCCCACUCUCUCUCUCUUCCCCUCCUCGUCCUCUCCUCACCCAAGGCCAGGCACUCGACACCCUGUGAGGCCAUCAUCUCUCUGUCUCUCUCUUCUGAUUCUCUGCGGCAGAGUCUUCCUCCCCUCACCACCACCACCCGUCAUGGCUCCCGCCACAAGCUCUGGCGUCUCGUCGCGCCAGGCCAUGCGCCGCACCGCCACCUCGACCACCGUCGACACUGACGCCUCUGCCCCGGCCACCGCCUCCGGCUCCCCAAUGGACUCGCCCCGGCCCUCUGCCUCGUCGACCUCGCUCUCCUCCAUGUCUGAGAUGGAGGGUGAGGCAAAGCCCAUGGGCGUCCUCCUCGAUCUUCACGGCAACGAGUUCGAGGUCCCCGACUUCACCAUCAAGCAGCUCCACGACGCCAUCCCCAAGCACUGCUUCGAGCGCUCCGCCGCAAAGGGCCUUUACUACGUCGCUCGCGACAUUGCCCUCCUCGCCACCACCUUCUACCUCUUCCACACCUACCUCACCCCCGAGAACGUCCCCGCCUACCCGGCUCGUGUCGCCGGCUGGGCCGUCUACACUUUCCUCCAGGGUCUCUUUGGCACCGGCCUUUGGGUCAUGGCCCACGAGUGCGGCCACCAGUCCUUCAGCCCUUCCAAGGUCCUCAACGACACCGUCGGCUGGAUCUGCCACUCGGCUCUCCUCGUCCCGUACUUUUCGUGGAAGAUCUCCCACGGCAAGCACCACAAGGCCACUGGCCACAUGGAGCGUGACAUGGUCUUUGUCCCCAAGACCCGCCAGGAGCGCGCCAGCCGCAUCGGCAAGAUGGUCCACGAGCUCAACGAGCUGUGCGAGGAGACGCCCAUUGCCACUCUGAUCCACCUGGUCGGCCAGCAGCUCAUCGGCUGGCCCAACUACCUCCUGACCAACGUCACUGGCCACAACUACCACGAACGCCAGCGCGAGGGCCGCGGCAAGGGCAAGGCCAACGGUUUCCUCCGUGGCGUCAACCACUACAACCCCAGCAGCCCCCUCUAUGAGGCCAAGGACGCCAAGCUCAUUGUUCUCAGCGACAUUGGCAUUGCCAUCACCGCCUCCGUCCUCGCCUACCUCGGCAACACCUACGGCUGGAAGAACAUGCUCGUCUGGUACUUUAUCCCUUACUUGUGGGUCAACCACUGGCUCGUUGCCAUCACCUUCCUCCAGCACACCGACCCGACCCUGCCCCACUACACCCCCGAGGCCUGGAACUACGUCCGCGGCGCCGCUGCCACCAUCGACCGCGAGUUUGGUUUCAUCGGUCGUCAGCUCCUCCACGGCAUUAUCGAGACCCACGUCCUCCACCACUACGUCUCGACCAUCCCAUUCUACAACGCCGACGAGGCCACCGAGGGCAUCAAGAAGGUCAUGGGCAAGCACUACCGCGCCGACACCAAGGGUGGCUCUCUCGGCUUCCUCGCCUCUCUCUGGAAGAACGCCCGCGUCUGCCAGUGGGUCGAGCCCAGCGAGGGCGCCAAGGGCGAGGGCAAGGGCGUCCUCUUCUUCCGCAACUCCAACGGCGUCGGCACCAAGCCUCUCCAGCUCGCUCCCCCCACCCAGUAAAAUUGUUCUUCGAGUUUGGGACGAUGGAAAAGCAACGUGGGGGACCUUUGCCUACAUGCGACGGCUUAAUCCAAGAGCUGGCAGCCGUCUGUGCAGGGCCGAAGUCACCUGUGGGUAGUGGUUUGAACGUUUGAACCAGAAUGCGAGAUUGCGCAGCGGGACAUGUUGAUAUUCUAUUCAUGCGAUAAACUAGAGCAGUACUUUUCGUCGCUUGCGAUUGAGUUCACACAGACUGUCACCGCGGGAUCAAAAAUGGAUAGACACGAUACCAAAGACUAGCUGUUUUAAGACAGAGAGACAAAUGGAAAUAAUGAAGUUAAGAAACGUCUACAGACCACUCAAAGGAUGUCCUUUCAUGCGCCGUGUGAAUUUGUCUGUCUGUGGAUAGCUGAAGCCAGGAUAUUUGUCAAUC